Molecule: messenger RNA, 2208 nt
Organism: Octopus sinensis (East Asian common octopus)
Lineage: Eukaryota; Metazoa; Mollusca; Cephalopoda; Octopoda; Octopodidae
Product: BTB/POZ domain-containing protein 6-B
Exons: 3
Coding region: 268-1860 (530 amino acids)
Biological process (GO): neurogenesis
Cellular component (GO): cytosol
Molecular function (GO): protein binding
Source: RefSeq, a predicted model, not a curated record
UCAGCAGUGACAAUCUUAUCUGAUUUUAUAAUGAGAAGUACGUUUGCCUAAUGUAUCAGGUUGUGACUGAGAGAGAAAGAUUUGGCUGCUAUUUCUGACUCUUCGAACUGCCGUUCAGAGGCUCUUGUUGUUUCAUGAAAUGAUCAUGAAAUAUUUUCCAAUUGAACGGAGAAAUCCAAAUCCGAACAAGAUAAAUUAUCUGCUCCUGGCUUCGGUGCCAGUGAAGUGGUAGGAAAGUUGGGGGUGGUUGCGGCGGUGAUCUGUAGCAUGGGACUGCUGUCAGCAAGAGGAAGGGGGUCAACCAGUGUUGCUGCUUGUGGCUGUUCUUCUUUUGUACGCUUCGCCAUCGCUACCAAACUGUUUAGAGAAUUCAUGAAUAAACUAGCAAUGUCUGAAGGAAGGCAAUGCACAUCCAUAAAGCAAAUUAAGGAUAAUGAAGAAAUAAACCAAGAAGUUCCCCAGAACUAUGUACACCAAAAAUAUAUUCCAAAGUCUCCCAAAAUACAUUUAGAAUCAACCUCUGAUACUAAUUGGAAAGACAGAGCCCCUUCACCAAAAACUUUACCUACAUCAAAAGCAAGUCAAGAAGUGAAUUGGCAAGCUUCAAUGACAACUAUUAGAGCACGCAAUGCUGUUAUGUUUAAUAAUCCUUUGAUGUCGGAUGUUCGUUUUAUUGUAGGUACCACAUCUGUAUGGGCUCACAAAUAUGUAUUAGCAACAGCUAGUUCAGUAUUCUUUGCUAUGUUCUAUGGUGCACUUGCAGAUCAAACUAAUUCCAAUGAAAUACAUGUCACCGAUAUUCAACCUGAUGCUUUCUUAAACUUACUCAGAUAUAUCUAUUGUGAUGAAAUCCAGCUGGAUGCUGACAACGUCUGGUCUACUUUAUAUGCAGCAAAGAAGUAUCUAGUGCCAUAUUUAACAAAAGCCUGUGUACAGUACAUGGGAACAACUCUCAGUGCACGAAAUGCUUGUGUUUCAUUAAGCCACGGUCUGUUUUUUGAAGAGGAAGAAUUAACACAAAGAUGUUGGGAAGUUAUUGAUGCUCAAGCUGAAGAAGCACUCAAGUCUGAAAGUUUCUGUGAAAUCGAUCAUUCAACUCUGCAAUCUGUUUUGGCAAGGGACACGUUAAAUGUUAAGGAAUUGUCAAUUUUCAAUGCUGCAUGUAAGUGGGCAGAAGCUGAAUGUUUACGACAAGAUUUGCAGCCCACUCCCGAAAAUAAACGAGCUGUUUUGAAGUCUGCUAUGUAUCACAUUCGCUUACCUGCAAUGUCUCUUGAAGACUUUGCUAAUGGUCCAGCUCAAUCUGGAAUCAUAACAUUAAAGGAAACCACAGAUAUUUUCCUUCAUUUCACUGCACACUCCAAACCUAUUCUUCCAUUCAUUCAUAAUCAAAGGACCGGACUUCAACCACAAAAAUGCCGACGCUUUCAAUCCUCAGCGUAUCGAAGUAACCAGUGGCGUUAUCGUGGGCGGUGCGACAGCAUUCAGUUCUCUGUUGACAGACGAAUAUUUAUUGUAGGUUUUGGUCUUUAUGGGUCUAGUAAUGGUGCUGCUGAAUAUCAAGUCAAAAUAGAAUUGAAGAAAAAUGGAAAUAUUUUGGGACAAAAUCAGACUAGCUUUUUCUCUGAUGGCUCUAGUUCGACAUUUUCAGUAAUGUUUGAGAAACCAAUUUCAGUUGAGGCAGAUACAUUUUACACAGCCAGUGCCAUUCUUGAUGGUGCAGAACUAAGUUACUUUGGCCAAGAAGGUAUGGCUGAAUGUCAAUGUGGUAAAGUGACUUUCCAAUUCCAGUGUUCCUCGGAUAGUACCAAUGGAACAGGAGUGCAAGGAGGACAAAUACCAGAAAUUAUUUUUUAUUGAAAAUGUAGUUAAAUUAGAUUUUAAGUAAUAAAUUAUUAUAUUUAAAAAUUGCUGAAAUGUAUUUCAGGGUCGCUGACAAACAUUUUCUUGUUGUUUCUUUUGUUCUUUAACAAUAACAUUUUACCAUUUACAUCUACUUAAUUGAUGUCAUUAACAUUUUAUCAGGAAUACUAUGUGAUAAUAAAAACAUGUUAAUUUAUAUACAUUUUUAAAAACUUGUAACAUAUCUUAGAUGCAUCCUAUUUUAUGAUGCUGAGACACUACUUUCUUUUUCAAUUAAUCACAUUUAAAACUAUUUUUGGUAAGAAAUGAAAUUAUUCUGAAGUUAUUUUGGUAGUUAUUAGUGCA